This is a messenger RNA of Hypoxylon fragiforme, 3384 nucleotides long. RefSeq lists its product as uncharacterized. The coding region runs from base 684 to 2663 and encodes 659 amino acids. Lineage: Eukaryota; Fungi; Ascomycota; Sordariomycetes; Xylariales; Hypoxylaceae. Gene Ontology annotation, molecular function: GTPase activator activity. The transcript is spliced from 3 exons. Gene Ontology annotation, cellular component: cell cortex. Gene Ontology annotation, biological process: activation of GTPase activity; regulation of fungal-type cell wall organization; signal transduction. The record is from RefSeq and is a predicted model, not a curated record.
CGAAACGGUUCCUUGAACUUCCUUCACCUGAAGGGUCCUGAACAGCUUUAUUUAGCAGGAAGGUCACUUUUUAGGUUACAUAUGUCAUAUGUAGUUACCUCACAUAUGUACCUCACGCAUGUGUUGGGUUACUCAAGUGACUUCCGAGGUUGGAUUACAAAAUAUUAAAACGGUACUACAUAUAACGACCUAAGGUAGGUACUAACCUAACCUUAGGUAUGUAGGCUCUCUCUCUCUCUCUCUGUGUGUGAACCCCUCCAUCUUUUCCAAGAUUUUAACUAUUGCAUGUAAAUGCAACCCGAGCCGCGGCCCCCAGUCUAUAAAACAUGAAGAUUUAUUCCGUAAAAUAGGUGAUAGCCCCCCCUGUCCUGUCGCUGACGACUAAACAAAACUACCUAUUCCACAUUCCACCUAUACAACCUGCGUGUAUACCACUCUUUGCUUUACCAUACUGGUGGUAGGGAGUGGUAGGUAGGUAGCUUGUUUGAUCCCGGGCUUUCUAGCCGGAGUGAGGAAGCCUUCCCUUCGAUCCCCCCCACCCUACAACUAGUACCUACCACACCGACUGUCACCUUUUUAUCGAGCAAGAUAUAUGUGGCCGAUGCCUUGCGCUUCUGGAAAUUAAUUCCUCGGACUUCGAAAUACUACAUACGUAGUGUGGCCGACUACGGGUAAAUACCACAAUGGAGCCAUUGUCCAUCACCGCCGACUGUAUCGCCCUAGGUGAUACAAUCACUAGUGCCAGUGCUAUACUCGAUGGCUUCGUUCGUGAUGUUCGCGAGGCUCGAUCCGACGUGGAUGGCGUUUCGCGCGAAUUACACUCGAUGCAAAACGUGUUAAAUCUCCUCAAGGAAGAUGCUAUGCUUUUCCCUUCUGAACUAGCAAAACAAAUUCCAACUGUCCUCGAGCAUUGCGCCAACGUGGUCAAUGAACUAGAUGCAAGCGUAUCCGCUAUAUGUUGCAAGGAAGUACCAAAGCAAGACAAACGAUCGCUAUGGUUAGCCAAGGGGCGAAGAGAGGUCGCCUCGUUUAGGACCUCCUUGGAAGCACAUAAGGGCAUUCUAGGGAUUGCGUUGGAUUUGGUCGGAGCGACAACAAUUCGUGAUGUAACCUCCGACGUAGAGCCAAAUAAGCGAAACACGAUGCAGAGAUAUCAGAACAAUGCCGACGUCGUGGAUGAUGUUUCGCGAAUUCUAGUCGACAUGAGCCAGCUGCGAAUGCGGUUACCUGGAGAAUUCGACAAGAGGGAGGACGACUUCAGCUUGUAUAGCUUCAUGGCUAGUUUAAAGUUGUUUGCCGAGAAAAUCAUCGACAGCAAGGAGAGCGAGCACGAGGCCGAAUUUAGUGUCCAAGAAGUCGAUCAAAGUUUAGAUCAGGGCGCAUUCGUCGGAGACAAUGGGCUAUUUGGAGCUUAUGUUGGAGACAACCCGGAUAGCGCCAUCGAUGUCAGCGUCGAGCCUGUUUUCCAGACACUCAGGAAUGCAUUAACCAAACCCGAAGAUGAGGGUGAGGGUGAGAAACUCCCGACUAUCGAAGAGUUGAUGGCUAGCUUCGUAGGCGUCCCUAGCCGAGCACCGACUCCGCCGCCCAAGGAUGUCAAGAGACUUGAGCUCGCCCGGAACGGUAUGGUCUCACCAUUUGGAAUUCGUCCAAAGUCUCCGUCAACUGUUUAUGGCUCCGUCACCGAAAUAAGUUCUGAACGUCGAUCGAUGGACUCGUCAGCUUCCUUAAGGAAAAGUAAAGGGUUUAGGAGGUUCUUCACGCCCAUGAAGCAGACAAUCUCGGAGGAUAGGCCUCAAACCCAGUCGACUAGCUCAAUAAGUGAGGAAACGACAAUACCUGCGUCUCCCAUUAUUCGAGCUAGCUUGGUAAGGCGAAGCAGUCAUAGGCUAUCGGUGUCCUUCAAAAAACUACCAAUGUGGAACGAAGACCCAACCGUGGACGAGACUGAAAGCCUCAAUUCCAACGCGGUCUUUGGUGUCUCGCUCCAGAAAAGCAUGCAAGUUAUUAAGGGUACUUCUAAGACGCACCACGCUGGUAAUGGAGGAUCUUCGCGGCGAGACUUUCCCUUGUGCAUGCAAAAAUGCGCCUUUUUCAUAAAGAAUGAGGGGGUCCAGGCACCAGAUAUAUUCGCCGAGCCAGGGGAUAGCUACCGGGUUCAGAAACUCAAGGAAGCUUUUAGUAGUCCUCCAACGUACGGUGAAGAGCUGAAAUGGAACAAUUUCAGCGUGUACGAUGCCGCAGAUCUUAUACUGCUCUUCCUUUCACAGCUUCCGAAACCACUCAUCAGUGAUACUAUCGCCAAGCAAUGGAUAUCGCUUUCGAGGCAACUGACACUUUCCGGCUCCGAUUCAACGCGACUUGAUCAGUGCAUUGAUUUCUGGGAAGAGGCCCUGGGUGGCCUUCGAGGACCAAGCCGCACCCUUUUUAAGCUACUUCUCAACCUGUGGGCCGAUAUCUCACAGGCGGCAGAGAAGAACGACAUGACGGCCGAACGGUUGGCCGGCGUUCUUAUCAAGCCAUUGAUGCAUACCUCAUCAACGAAACAUGAAACCGAUUUCAUGCUUUCGCUCGCCUUUCUCAUUCGAAGACGAGCGGAGUAUAUUGAUUUAAUAAAGAAAGACCAGUCGGAGGUCAAGCGGAUUAGCAGAGCAGCAUGGUGAUAUGGUGCUGAACUCAUUCUUAUAUGGCGUGCCAAUAUAUUCCGAACACUUCGAUUUGGACUUACCUUCCUUAUCUUAUUGCCUUUCAUUACCACCUCGAAAGAUUCGCAUAUACUUUUUACCUUACCUUUUAACUUAUUUAUAUAUGAAGAUACCCGGCGCAUUUCUAUGAAGAUCGCCUCAUACUUUUUUCCCUUCCUAUUUUCUUUUUCCCUCUUCCGCUUUUAGGACUUUUAAGAAGUCGGCCGAAUUACAUAACUGCAUAUUAAGAGGCUUGAAGAGAUCAAAUUUUAACCGCGACGGUGGAGAGGAAGUGGAGACGCGCCUUGGUUAGUUGGUUGGGAGCUGGGAGGCUGGGACGAAUACACGAGAAGACGUUUGAUAUCCACUGCUAUUAAAAAGCAUUUAACUAGCAACUUUUUUUUCUCUCCUUUACCCCCUCUCCUCAUCUUAGCAUAUACUAUGUAGCCUUUUUCCCCUCAUGUGUAACAGCAUCAGGUGGGUUUGAUGGAUGUUGAAUGUUUGUCAUAAUACCAAGCGGGUUUAUACAAUUUAGAACCACUCAUCAUACCUAGUUUUUAAUGUAGCUAGCUAGCAUUGGUGCUACUCUGUAGGCGGUUUCGCAUCCCCUUGUUUUCAUUGUUAUCUUGAUUCCCGACGAUGGCAUAGCAUAAAUACCUAUAGUAGCUAAACAAUGAACAUAAUACGCAGUACCUGCAAA